Messenger RNA from Malania oleifera, 1118 nucleotides. RefSeq lists its product as uncharacterized. Lineage: Eukaryota; Viridiplantae; Streptophyta; Magnoliopsida; Santalales; Ximeniaceae. The coding region runs from base 112 to 840 and encodes 242 amino acids. The transcript is spliced from 7 exons. Gene Ontology annotation, molecular function: pyridoxal phosphate binding. The record is from RefSeq and is a predicted model, not a curated record. Gene Ontology annotation, cellular component: intracellular anatomical structure.
AACCAAUCCAGUAAUUGGGGAAGAACCGCAGAAUUGCCCCGGAACGGAAGGUUGGAACCGUUGAAUACACUUUCUCACACGCUCACACACAAACACACACUCUCUCUCCUCAUGACGGCCCCCGCCGUGGGGGGCGCAGCUGCGACGGCUCUGCGGUCGGUGCUCCUUAGAGCCCGGCAAGCGGCAGAGCGGUCUGGACGCCGGUCUGAAGCGGUCCGAGUGGUGGCUGUCUCCAAAACCAAGCCCGUUUCUCUCAUCCGUGAACUGUACGACGCCGGUCACCGCUGUUUCGGUGAGAACUACGUUCAAGAGUUACUUCAGAAGGCACCGCAGUUACCCGAAGACAUAGAGUGGCAUUUUAUUGGGCAUUUGCAAAGCAACAAAGUUAAAUCUGUUAUGACUGCUGUCCCAAAUCUUGCAAUGGUUGAAGGUGUAGAUAAUGCAAAGAUAGCGGAUCAUCUGAAUCAGGUGGUUUCAAGCCUGGGUAGAAAGCCUUUGAAGGUUUUUGUCCAAGUAAAUACCAGCGGAGAAGCAUCAAAAUCUGGUGUUGAUCCAUCGGGCUGUGUGGAGCUUGCAAAACAUGUUCUGCUGGGUUGUCCAAGUCUCCAGUUUUCUGGCCUAAUGACAAUAGGGAUGCCAGACUAUUCAUCAACUCGGGAGAACUUUAAGGCACUGUCAAACUGUAGAAUUGAGGUCUGCAGGGUGCUCGGAAUGGCAGAGGAACAGUGUGAAUUGUCAAUGGGCAUGUCUGGUGACUUUGAGCUAGCGAUUGAAAUGGGCAGUACCAAUGUGAGAAUUGGAUCUACCAUAUUCGGACCGAGGGAGUACCCUAAGAAAUGAUAUGAUCACCAAUUUUAGGUUUCUAGAUCUUGCUUCAUGUAUACUCCAUGUUCAUGGAAUUUUAAAUCAAUUAUUGUUUCUUAUUUCUUUUUUCUUUGGGGCCAACAAGUUGUAUUCAAUAUAUUGUUGCUUAUUAGCUUUUUAAAAAUUCAAAUCAUAUAGAAUACCAUGUGCUUAAAAUGGGGAUUUGUUUAAUCUCGUAGGCUCUUGGUAUUGUUGUUGUUAUUAUGUAAAAAGAAAUGGAAAAAAAAAAUAAGAUGGUUCAUUGAAGUCGUAAA